GUCAGGAUAGAGGCUGUUUCAAUUUCCAAAAUAAACUCAUCAGUCGUAUGGUUUCGAUUUUAGCACUUUGAUUUUCACUUUUUAGCUGAAUGAUGCUAUUCGGGAUAUAUUUAGAUGUUUAUGUGGACCGAAAAAUACAAACUUGGUUUCAGGGAAGGGCACUGGAUAAACAAAAAACGAAGUUUCGAGUAAUGGAUAAAACAAGCGAAAAUUUCAAGACAGCUUCAAUGGACAUAUUGCAUCUUCAAAAUGGAAAAUCUUAACAUCAAUAAAGUGAUGCUUCACAAAAUAGUG
Molecule: messenger RNA, 294 nt
Organism: Acanthoscelides obtectus
Lineage: Eukaryota; Metazoa; Arthropoda; Insecta; Coleoptera; Chrysomelidae
Source: the annotation of a GenBank genome assembly